AUGCGCAUCUCGGCUUAUGAGUUUAUGAUGCGAAGAAGAGAAGCUGACGGAGGUUAUGUUUUUUUGUACAGGCGGGUUGGAUCAGAUGACUUCGGCGGAAGACUUUCAUCUGAUCUCGUGGCAGAACUUUGGGCUGCUGAGCGCGGUUGUUGUGGGUGUGUUGAUCCCUGUUGGUCUGCGGUGGUCGUGGAAGCGGAGCUGGAAGAGGUCGGGGCGGAGGAAGACGAGGUUCGUUUGGCGGGCGGGCCAGCUCCGGGACAAGGAAAAGGAAAAGGCCCGAAUCAGCAGCGUGGGGCGAUCAUGCUGCUCGAUAGCGAUGAUGAGGAUCAGGUAGAGUAUUGUAUCUUCCUCUGCGGCGGGUGGGAUGGCGCAUGUGCAGUCUCAGCAGUACCGCUACGACUCUCACCCGUCGCUCCCGUCGACUGUGGCUGGGACCCCGACGACCCCAAAGCCCCAGCUGCCGCAAUCGCAGGUGCACCCCCAGUCCCAGUCCCAGUCCCAGUCCCAGUCGCAUCCGCACCCGCACCCCCAGCAGCGCAAACGCAAAAAGACAGACGACGACAAGCAGGGAAGCGCCGAGCCUCGUCGGUUGCGGCGGCUGCACGAGGCAUGUGCACGAUGCCGGGGAAAGAAAAUCAAGGCAAGGGAUACUAG
This is a messenger RNA of Rhizoctonia solani, 654 nucleotides long. RefSeq lists its product as uncharacterized. The transcript is spliced from 2 exons. NCBI's taxonomy places the organism in Eukaryota, Fungi, Basidiomycota, Agaricomycetes, Cantharellales, Ceratobasidiaceae. The coding region runs from base 1 to 654 and encodes 217 amino acids. The record is from RefSeq and is a predicted model, not a curated record.